Molecule: messenger RNA, 991 nt
Organism: Harpegnathos saltator (Jerdon's jumping ant)
Lineage: Eukaryota; Metazoa; Arthropoda; Insecta; Hymenoptera; Formicidae
Product: odorant receptor coreceptor
Exons: 2
Coding region: 205-825 (206 amino acids)
Biological process (GO): detection of chemical stimulus involved in sensory perception of smell; sensory perception of smell
Cellular component (GO): plasma membrane
Molecular function (GO): odorant binding; olfactory receptor activity
Source: RefSeq, a predicted model, not a curated record
UCGAGAUCUCAAUUUAUUCAAGUCAAGCUGACUUCCUUUUUCAAGCGUACAGCGCAGUAAAAUUGUAUAACGUAUAUAUCGAGUAUCACGUUUCAACAGGUCGUGAUUAUCGAUCAUGAGAAUGUGACCCUGUGGACUUUCGUCUUUCCGUCGACGUGUUUGUACAAAGGAAUCUCGUACACCACAUACAAGGCGCUUUACGCCAUGCAAAUGGUACAGGCGUUUCUACUGUUCAUAGCGGAGUGCGCGAGCGAUAGUUUUUUCUUUAGCAUCACCAUGCACCUCUGCGGUCAGCUAGAGCUGUUGAGGAUUCGCUUCGCUGAGAUCGCGGGAAAAAUCGACGAGAAGAACCGUUGUGGGAAUUCAUUCGGGCCGUGGAUCAAACGGCAUUGUCAAUUGAUAACUCUGGCUAAAAAUAUCGAGGACUCCUUCAAUAUCAAUAUCCUGCUCCGUUUGGGGAUAACCACGAUUGUCAUUGCGGUCUCAGGAAUGCGUAUUAUGAUGUCCCUCAAGCAUCAGGACUACACGGACGUGCUAAAAAGCAUGAUGUUUAUUCAAUACUUCAUUGUGCAGUCCUUCCUGUUCACGCACGCCGGCGAUACCCUGCAGAGCCAAAGUGAAUCGAUCGUUACAGCGAUAUACAGCACAACGUGGCACGAAUUACCGCCCACGACGAUGAAGGACCUGGCGCUCAUUAUGAUGAGAACGAGGAUCCCUCUCCGACUGAGCGCUGGAAAAUUUUUUUACAUCACGAGAAGCACCAUCACGGAUAUCCUGACUACAGCCUUGACGUACAUAUCAUUUUUACAGGCGAUGGAAGAGUAAACGCGAACCGUCACGUAUGACUGCGACUUGUGUGUACAAAGAAGAGACUGAGGCGGAAUACAAUUAUAUUUUAGUAUCUUGAGAAAUCCAGUAUUUUUUACCGUAUCUUUGAACAUAAGUACGUUCUUUCAUCCAACCAAAUUUGUCUAAUUAGAGAAAUUAUCAG